UCCAGCCAAGCACCGCUGCACAGCCGACCUCGCGUGCGUCCACCGUUUCUUCCUCCUUUCCCGGGAGAAAAAAACCCCACCUUUUUUUUCCUCUUGCCGUUUUUGGGCGCGAAAGCCUCGCCCUGAUCUUGCUCGCGCGCCGUCCGAAACCGUGCGCUCUUUGGAAAGGCGGGUCCUUUUCCGGCUGCCGGGCCGCGCGCUAAUCUUUGCCCGCGGUUCUUGGAAGGCGCCACCUUUGGCCCGCCAUGAACGCGCUCGCCGCCACCAGCCGUAACUUCCGGCAGGCCGCCAGGCUGCUUGGCCUCGACUCCAAGCUCGAGAAGAGCCUCCUGAUCCCGUUCCGCGAGAUCAAGGUAGAAUGCACCAUCCCCAAAGACGACGGAACCUUGGCGUCCUUCAUUGGGUUCCGCGUGCAGCACGACAAUGCCCGCGGGCCAAUGAAAGGUGGCAUUCGUUAUCACCCUGAGGUUGAUCUAGAUGAAGUAAAUGCACUUGCUCAAUUAAUGACAUGGAAGACUGCUGUUGCCGCAGUUCCAUAUGGUGGAGCAAAGGGAGGCAUUGGAUGCUCUCCUGGUGAAUUAAGUAGAAGUGAGCUGGAGCGUUUGACGCGUGUAUUUACACAGAAAAUUCAUGAUCUUAUUGGAACUCAUACUGAUGUGCCAGCCCCGGACAUGGGAACUAAUUCUCAGACCAUGGCUUGGAUUUUGGAUGAGUACUCAAAAUUCCAUGGUCAUUCACCAGCAGUUGUCACAGGGAAGCCAAUAGAUCUUGGUGGAUCAUUAGGUAGGGAUGCUGCUACAGGAAGAGGUGUGAUGUAUGCUACUGAGGCUCUCUUGGCUGAACAUGGAAAGUCCAUUUCUGGAUCAACCUUUGUUAUCCAGGGUUUUGGUAACGUUGGUUCAUGGGCUGCACAACUCAUCCAUGAGAAGGGUGGCAAGGUGAUUGCACUUGGAGAUGUAACAGGCUCAAUCAGAAACAAGAAUGGGUUAGACAUACCUGCUCUGAUGAAGCAUAGAAAUGACGGUGGUUCUUUGAAAGAUUUUCAUGAUGCGGAAGUCAUGGAUUCUUCAGAGCUGCUAGUGCAUGAAUGUGAUGUUCUCAUCCCAUGUGCCUUAGGUGGAGUGCUCAACAGGGAAAAUGCACCUGACGUGAAGGCCAAAUUUAUAAUUGAAGCUGCUAAUCAUCCAACGGAUCCAGAAGCUGACGAGAUUCUUGCCAAGAAGGGAGUGACUGUAUUGCCCGAUAUCUAUGCUAACUCCGGUGGUGUGAUUGUUAGCUAUUUUGAGUGGGUUCAGAACAUCCAAGGGUUCAUGUGGGAUGAAGAGAAAGUGAACAUGGAGCUCCACAAGUACAUGAACAGUUCUUUCCAGCACAUCAAGGCCAUGUGCAAAUCUCAAGAUUGCAAUCUGAGGAUGGGGGCGUUUUCACUGGGAGUUAAUCGGGUUGCACGUGCCACCCUUUUGAGGGGCUGGGAGGCAUGAAGCGUUGAUUUCCCCAAACAAUUCAUUCUGUCCGAAAAAGUUGGGUUACAAAUGCUUGAUCAGAUAAAUAAAUCAGAAGUGGCCGGUUGGAGGGAGUUCUGUUGAAAUAAUCCAUACAAAAAUGUGGUGUUUCUUCUUUCGUUUUCACUAAUCCAUUGUCCUGGUGAUUGAAUCCUGCGCGAUUAUAUUAUUCGACAAAACGAUGUAAAGUCUGAAAGUCAAGAGGCAAUUUGAAUUUCGGAAAGGCUGUUGCA
Messenger RNA from Oryza brachyantha (malo sina), 1735 nucleotides. RefSeq names its product glutamate dehydrogenase 2, mitochondrial. The transcript has 9 exons. NCBI's taxonomy places the organism in Eukaryota, Viridiplantae, Streptophyta, Magnoliopsida, Poales, Poaceae. Gene Ontology annotation, biological process: L-glutamate catabolic process. Gene Ontology annotation, molecular function: L-glutamate dehydrogenase (NAD+) activity. Bases 246 to 1481 code for a protein of 411 amino acids. Gene Ontology annotation, cellular component: mitochondrion. The record is from RefSeq and is a predicted model, not a curated record.